Molecule: messenger RNA, 456 nt
Organism: Nicotiana tabacum (common tobacco)
Lineage: Eukaryota; Viridiplantae; Streptophyta; Magnoliopsida; Solanales; Solanaceae
Source: RefSeq, a predicted model, not a curated record
AUGGCUGCUGGAAGUGUUGAGCCAGAGCUUGUGGUUGAUAUUCUUGGUGUUGCUUUAGUCCACCCGUAUUUUUGGGGGUCGGGUCCAAUAGGGUCGGAGGCCUCGUACCCGGAUAAGAAGGCACAUGUGGACCGGCUGUGGUCGUUUGUGUGUCCUUCGAAUCCGGAUAAUGAUGACCCAAGGGUUAAUCCCGUAGUAGAAGGUGCACCAGGCUUAACGAGUCUAGGUUGUCAGAGAGUCUUGAUUAAUGUGGCGGAGAAGGAUAUUUUGAAGGAUAGAGGUUGGGCUUACUAUCAAGCAUUGGGUCGGAGCGGGUGGAUGGGUGUAGUUGAGAUCCAAGAAACAGAAGGAGAGGAUCAUGUAUUUCAUUUGAAUGACUUGCACUGUCAAAAGUCCAAAGAUUUGAUCAAGAAUUUGGCUCAUUUCUUCAACAGGAAAAUGCCUCAUUUUCUUUAG